Messenger RNA from Aspergillus tanneri, 624 nucleotides. RefSeq names its product RTA1 domain-containing protein. Lineage: Eukaryota; Fungi; Ascomycota; Eurotiomycetes; Eurotiales; Aspergillaceae. The transcript has 2 exons. Bases 1 to 624 code for a protein of 207 amino acids. The record is from RefSeq and is a predicted model, not a curated record. Gene Ontology annotation, cellular component: fungal-type vacuole; plasma membrane.
AUGACUGCCUUUUUGAUGCAGAUUUCGACCUUGAUCAUCGCCCCAACCUUCUUCACCGCAGGGAUCUACAUCCUUCUCGGCCGCUUUAUCCAGAUGCUAGGCCGCGAAUCCUCCAUCCUCAGCCCGAACCUUUACCUCUGGAUCUUCUGCACGUGCGACGUCGUCUCUCUGGUCGUCCAGGCCAUCGGCGGUGGAAUGGCCUCCUCCGAAUCGGACAAGGUAGGCGGCAACACCGCCCCCGGCACCCACAUUAUGGUUGCCGGGAUCGUUUUCCAGAUGUUCUCCAUCACCGUCUUUGUUGCCUGUGCCGCGGACUUUGUACGUCGCGUGAUCCGGUAUCGACUCCUAGAGUCCACCAGCGGAUCCAUCUACCCCCUGCUGGGGGCCAUGGUGUUCUCCGUGCUCUGCAUCUACGUCCGUAGCAUCUACCGAACCAUCGAGCUGUCCGAGGGAUGGACGGGAUAUCUGAUCACCACGGAACGGUAUUUCAUUGCCCUUGACGGGGCAAUGAUGGCUCUGUCCGUUAUUAUCUUCAAUAUUUUCCAUCCGGGCUGGUUAAUGCCUCGUUCCAAGUCGAUGGAAUUCCAACGUGAGCUUACAUCUUCUGAUGUGGAGCUUCGGUAA